AUUUUUAUUGGAAGCAAUUGAAGUGGUUGCUAUGAGACCCGCUCCAGCAGAGGACCAGCAGGCAGCCCGACGCUGAUGGUUCUUGUCACGCAGUAAAGCUUUCCUUUGACACAGUUUUAGAGUUGUUUACUAUCCGAGCAAGCACCUGACACGGGUGACUUUUCCUUCCUUUUUUUCUCCUCGGGUCCCCCGGGUAAGAUGGAAAUAGAAAACGAAGCCCACUGCUGCUCUGGCAGCUCAUCAGGCGGGUCCAGAGAGUACAAGGUGGUAAUGCUGGGCGCAGGGGGCGUUGGUAAAAGCGCAGUGACAAUGCAGUUUAUAAGCCACCAGUUCCCAGAUUAUCAUGACCCCACAAUUGAAGAUGCUUACAAAACCCAGGUGAGGAUUGACAACGAGCCUGCUUACUUAGACAUCUUGGACACCGCCGGUCAGGCAGAGUUCACGGCCAUGCGGGAGCAGUACAUGCGUGGGGGUGAAGGCUUCAUCAUCUGCUAUUCUGUUACCGACCGCCAGUCAUUCCAGGAGGCUGCCAAGUUCAAGGAGCUUAUUUUCCAGGUCCGUCACACCUAUGAAAUUCCCCUUGUGCUGGUGGGUAACAAAAUUGACCUGGAGCAGUUCCGCCAGGUCUCUACAGAAGAAGGCAUGAAUCUUGCUCGAGAAUAUAGCUGUGCCUUCUUUGAGACCUCUGCAGCCCUCCGAUUUGGUAUUGAUGAUGCUUUUCAAGGCUUAGUGAGAGAAAUUCGCAGGAAGGAAUCCAUGCUGUCCUCAACGGAAAAGAAAUUAAAGAGGAAGGACAGUCUGUGGAAGAAGAUAAAAAGCUCGCUGAAGAAGAAGAGAGAAAGCAUGACAUGAUACUUUACUUCUGUGUCCUUCCCAUCUCUCUUUCUAGAUUUUAUCAACCAGACAAUUGUUCCUCUCCUUCCCUUUCCCCCUCCUCUCAAUAGCUACCUGCAGGCAAAAAUUAGACUUCUAUAACUGUGGGUCUUGAGAUAGUUUUAUUUUGCCUUUAACAGCUGGAUAGAUUUUGUCAAUCAGCUGGAUAAUGCUAUUUAGAUUUUACAAUGUAUUACCAAAUAAAAUUAACAUUCCAAUUGCCUCAUUUUCCUGUAAAGAGUAGCUUCAUUUCGUAUGCUGUCUGGUUAUAAAGAAAAUAUGCAAACUUGUAGCUAGGAUGAUAAAAGGCUUAGGGGAUCUGCUGUUGCCUGAUAACUCUGGUUGUUUGAGUUUCACAAAUCUGUAAAUAAUGAAGAGGCUGGAACAGUUCAAAGCAAAAGAUUAAGUCCUGGUCUUCUCUUAAGUGGAAGAGUCUUGGUAUUUCUUUUUGAGUCCUCUGUAGAUGAGCAUUAGAGAAAUUGCUGAUAAUAUAAACUGAUGGGUCAUUAAAGGAUGGAAAUCACAUGUCCUCCAUAUUCACAGUGCUCAGCCUGCCAUACACUUUUAAAGAAUUAUCAUAGUGAAUUUACUUUGAUGAAAGAAUGUGGUUUCUGUUGUGGGAAGGCAGCAACACUAUGAACUUGGUGAUACAUAGGCCCAAGACAGGACCCUUCGACUCUCUCAAUGAAUUCCUCUUAGGAUUGCUACACCUGCAUAGUAGCCAUCUGUCUGCAGGGAUGUAGCCUCUGCAAACCGAAUGUUCUAUUCAUAUUAUUAAAUUCCCUGUCUCAUUUUCCAAGAAAUAGUUCAAGAAGCUGUCAUCGGAAGUAUUGCUGUUAUUUGUCUUACAAUGGUUCAUUAUGUAAAAUAAAAUCUCCCAUUCACCCAUUUUCCCCGUGUGUAAAUUAGUUUGUUUAAACCCAAGCUCAGAAAGCAACCACUGGAAAGAAUGAUAAUGGACAAGUGUUAAGAGAGAAAACUGAAAAGCUAAGCCUAAAAUGGAAUCUGUCAAAACAAUUUUCAUGGAUUGAGGGCAGUUUUAUCAUAAAUUAGGGAACAGCAGGGUUGAGGGACAAGUAUCUCACUCACUCUCUUUCUCUUCUUUGGCUCACAAUGCUCCUGGAACUGGCUAAGUGCUGAGAUUGGAGAAAUGAAUCAUUCAGACAUGGACCCUGACUUCCUGUAGCUUAACAUUUACCUGGCAGAUUCACUCCACUGAAAUAAUACUGGAAUCAUAAAUUCUUGUAAAGGAAAAAGACACAUUCCUUGUAUAUAGAUACAGGGGAAAUCUAGGUUGUCAAUGCCUAGCUGUUGAAAUAAAACUCAGCUUUUCUGAAUAUUUUAUUUUGGGGUUAUUUUAUAACUUAGACUAGGAUCCUUUUCUUAGGAUCAAGAAGUUGAUGUUAUUGAUCUUUUGUUGUUAUAAUAACUGGAAAUACAUCCCUUUGAGUUUUUCUCAAGCCACAUUGUUUAUAGUUUUCUUCAUCCUGAAAUUCUAGUAAAAUUAAAUACACUACACAUUUCUCUUCUAAGGCAUACAUCAUUAAAAAGAAAUAUCAAAAAAGGAAAGAAAAUACAAAAAUU
This is a messenger RNA of Peromyscus leucopus (white-footed mouse), 2457 nucleotides long. It is a transcript of the gene Rit2, whose product is annotated as Ras like without CAAX 2. Lineage: Eukaryota; Metazoa; Chordata; Mammalia; Rodentia; Cricetidae. The record is from RefSeq and is a predicted model, not a curated record. Gene Ontology annotation, biological process: Ras protein signal transduction; positive regulation of neuron projection development. Gene Ontology annotation, molecular function: GTPase activity; calmodulin binding; GTP binding. Bases 199 to 852 code for a protein of 217 amino acids. The transcript has 5 exons. Gene Ontology annotation, cellular component: plasma membrane.